Ilyonectria robusta is the source of this 1441-nucleotide messenger RNA. RefSeq names its product Mss4-like protein. The coding region runs from base 211 to 1332 and encodes 373 amino acids. The transcript has a single exon. Lineage: Eukaryota; Fungi; Ascomycota; Sordariomycetes; Hypocreales; Nectriaceae. The record is from RefSeq and is a predicted model, not a curated record. Gene Ontology annotation, molecular function: carbon-sulfur lyase activity.
CCCGUUUCGACCCCUGAAAUACAUUACGACAUUAGGAGUACGGACUCGUACUAUGUACCACUUCUUAGCCCAGUAUAGUUGGUAGAUACAUGCGGGAUAUGAAUAGACUGCCCCGCAUUUCUCACGAUAGUAACGUCUGAACACUCUGACAGUUCCACUUGCUCAAGGACUGUACCGACUCAACUAAACACACCCACCCGCGCUCAUCUUAUGGAGCCACCGUCUCUUCGCGUCUCCUGCCUCUGCGGCUCCGUCUCUCAACUCGUCAAGUCGCGGCCCGCCGUAGAUACACCGCGAAACCUCUCCCUCUGCCACUGCAAUACCUGUCGUUACACCUCCGGCUUGCUCUGUGCGUCAUACUGCCCUAUCGCGGUUCCCAGUCUUCCCCAUGGUGUUAAACCAUACGACGCUGCAGAUGGAUGGACGAGGCACUUUUGCUCAUCUUGCGGCUGCCAUGUAUUCCGCUGCAAAACAGCAGACUCGGGCGAGACAGAAUGGGAGCUGGCCACAGGUGCCAUUACUGAGAGCAUCCCCGAGGACAGUUCCAAGGUGAUGCAAUACACACAUCACGACCACGUUUCCGACACCAAAGACGGGGGUAUCGCGGUGUGGAUUCCAGAGUUCCAGGGCCAAAAGAUGGAAUUCCUCGAGGCCGCGGCUCCACCUCACGCCCGUGAAGCUGUAUUCCAGGAAGACCAUCUCCCGGCCUCUUGCGCCUGCGGCCGAGUCCGCUUCCACGUCACCCGCCCUAACCCCGCGAGCUAUCUCCCCCGGUCCAACAUUUCCGAUCUAAUCCACCCGUAUAGCUCGACUGACAAGGCCAUCACGCAGAACCCGGCCGACGAGAAGUGGUGGAUCCGCGCCGCCGGGUCAAAAUACCUUGCCGGAACCUGCGCGUGCCGCUCCUGUCGUCUCGCCGCAGGAUUCGAGAUUCAAACCUGGACCUUUGUGCCCCGAGCCAACAUAUUCUUCCACGUGGCUGAACCAGAUGGGGGUGAAACCAUUGUCCCUCUCGACUUUGAUGCCCUGCCGGCCGAUAUCUUGACGAGCUAUCGGUCUUCUCCCGAUGUCCUUCGCGAGUUUUGCGGAACUUGUGGCGCUACAGUCUUUUGGCAUGACAAAUGGCGCCCAGGCCUAAUCGACGUGAGUGUCGGCUUGCUCAGGGCCGCAGAAGGGGCCAGAGCCGAGAGUUGGGUAGAUUGGUGGACCGAAAGAGUAAGUUUCACUGAGGACGCAGAGAAUGGCCGCGUUGGCACUGAGGCACAGAGGGCGAGAGCCUUGAUCCACUCGCUGGAAGAAGGGCUGCGCCAAUGGAGUAGGACAGAGCAAUAGCUUCCUCGCAGGAAUCUAGAGCAUUACGCGGACAGCCAUUUACACCAUUUCCAGGGUUGUCGAUCUUGAUUCCGGGACAAUCUCACGCGAUAUCGAGCCAAGAUCAGUU